AUGCGUUCCACUCUUUACGGCCUCGCGGCCCUGCCGCUUGCGGCUCACGCCCUCGAAUUCAUCGACGACACAAUCGCCCAGCAGAAUGGAAUUAUGCGAUAUGCUCUUACCACCACCAAGGGUGCCACCUCGAAGCACCUUCACAGGCGCCAGGAUAGCGCCGAUCUGCAGUCCCAGCAGACUGGUUACUUCUACAGCAUCCAACUCGAGAUUGGCACACCACCGCAGGCAGUGAGCGUCAAUUUCGAUACUGGCUCCUCCGAGCUCUGGGUCAACCCCGUGUGCAGCAAGGCAACGGACCCUGCCUUUUGCAAGACAUUUGGCCAAUACAACCUUUCCACGACCUAUGUCGACGCCAAGGCUCCCGGAGGUAUCAAAUAUGGUACCGGCUUCGUUGAUUUCAACUACGGCUACGACUAUGUCCAGCUCGGCUCUCUGCGAAUCAACCAGCAGGUCUUCGGUGUUGCCACUGACAGCGAGUUUGCUUCCGUUGGUAUCCUCGGUGCCGGCCCCGACCUGAGCGGCUGGACAAGCCCCUACCCCUUUGUCAUUGACAACCUGGUCAAGCAAGGCUUCAUCAAGAGCAGGGCUUUCAGUCUCGACAUCCGUGGCCUCGACAGCGACCGAGGCUCCGUCACCUAUGGUGGAAUCGACAUCAAGAAGUUCUCUGGCCCCCUUGCCAAGAAGCCCAUCAUCCCCGCCGCCCAGUCUCCCGAUGGCUACACCCGCUACUGGGUCAACAUGGACGGCAUGACCAUCACCAAGGAGGAUGGAUCCAAGGUUGAGAUCUUCGACAAGCCCAACGGCCAGCCGGUUCUCCUCGACAGCGGCUACACCGUCAGCACGCUCCCCGGUCCCUUGAUGGACAAGAUCCUCGAGGCCUUCCCCUCGGCCCGUCUGGAGUCCACCUCCGGCGACUACAUCGUGGACUGCGACAUCAUCGACACCCCCGGCCGUGUCAACUUCAAGUUUGGCAACGUUGUGGUCGACGUUGAGUACAAGGACUUCAUCUGGCAGCAGCCCGACCUGGGCAUCUGCAAGCUCGGUGUCUCCCAGGACGACAACUUCCCUGUUCUGGGCGACACCUUCCUGCGCGCUGCCUACGUCGUCUUUGACUGGGACAACCAGGAGAUCCACAUUGCUGCCAACGAGGACUGUGGUACCGAGCUGAUCCCCAUCGGCUCCGGCGCCGACGCCGUCCCGGCUUCUGCCAUUGGCAAGUGCGCUUCCUCCACCGACCCCAACGCGACCACCUCUGCCGAGGCGACCACGGCUACCUCUGCCGCCGCCGAGACGUCUGAGCUGGCCACCACCACCUCCGAGGCUGCCUCGACUUCUGCCGCCGAGACCACCAGCGUGCCGUUGACCACUGCGCCCGCCACCACCGGAGCUCUGCCCACGACCUCUCACCGAUUCAGCAACGGCACUGCCCCCUACCCCAUCCCGAGCCUCAGCUCCGUUGCCGCCGCCGGCUCUAGCUCCGUCCUCUCCGAGUCCAGCACCGGCGCUGCCGCUGCCGGCACCACCUCCGCGGCCGCUGCCUCUGGCACUGUCACUGGCUCUGGCUCUGGCUCCGCCACCACGCCCGCCCCGACCUACACGUCGACCUUCACCACCACCAACGUGUACACCGUUACCUCGUGCCCGCCCUCGGUCACCAACUGCCCCGUUGGCCACGUCACGACUGAGGUUGUCAUGGCGUACACGACCUGGUGCCCC
Messenger RNA from Trichoderma citrinoviride, 1719 nucleotides. Its product is annotated as acid protease. The annotation marks the transcript as partial. The transcript is spliced from 2 exons. The record is from RefSeq and is a predicted model, not a curated record. Gene Ontology annotation, biological process: proteolysis. Lineage: Eukaryota; Fungi; Ascomycota; Sordariomycetes; Hypocreales; Hypocreaceae. Gene Ontology annotation, molecular function: aspartic-type endopeptidase activity.